Selaginella moellendorffii is the source of this 1260-nucleotide messenger RNA. RefSeq lists its product as uncharacterized. Lineage: Eukaryota; Viridiplantae; Streptophyta; Lycopodiopsida; Selaginellales; Selaginellaceae. The coding region runs from base 1 to 1260 and encodes 419 amino acids. The transcript is spliced from 4 exons. The record is from RefSeq and is a predicted model, not a curated record. Gene Ontology annotation, molecular function: protein dimerization activity.
AUGGUGCCCGAUUGGGCAUGGUCCCAUGUUACCAAGCUCACUCCUUAUGCUUCCGGCAAAGGAGCUAAGCCUUGGAAAUGUAAUUAUUGUGGUAAAAUGUAUGGUGGUCCGCCGAAAUGCAUCAAGGCGCAUCUUGCUAAAGUUUCUGGGCAUGAUAUUAAAGCAUGUAGUGCUUCAAACGUUCCUCUUCAUGGUGUUGACACCAAAGGAGAAGAGAAGACUGGUCUUUGGCUUUGGGAGCAACUUAGACCCAUCAUUUUGGAUGUUAGUGUUGAAAAUGUUGUUCAAGUCAUCAUUGAUAAUGCUUCGAAUUGUGUAUCGAUGGGGGAACAUAUGAGAGAAGAAUUCCCCUUUAUCUUACACAAUCGAUGCGUGUGCCAUGUUUUGGACUUGUUAUUGGAGGAUAUUGGGAAGUUUGAUUGGGUGUCUAAGAUCGUAAAUGACUGUGAGAAGAUCGUGAAGUUCAUAACUGAGAAGCCGAUGUUACUUGCUUUAUUUCGAAAGUUCUGCUCUAGAGAACUCAUGAAGCCUGUGAAGACUCGAUUCGUUUACAUCUUUCUUAUGGUGUUAAGUCUUGCCGAUCGUGAGGGCGCAACAACAGGAUUAAUUUAUGAAGCAAUGUAUCGUAUGAUUGAAGGAUUGGAGCUUGCAGCUCAAGAUGGCAAGCUUGAUGUGGAUAAAAUUGAUGCAAUUAAGUGUGUCUUGGUUGAAGACCAACAUAGACGGAGAGCUCGAUGGUUUAUGAUGCAUAGCUCUAUGCACAGCGCUGCACAUGCUUUGAAUCCUUCAUACCUUGCGCAAGACUUGGAUGCUGAGAGCAAAGCAAAAAGGAAAUUCCCAGUGUCUUGGUGGGAAUCUUAUGGAUAUGAGAUGCAUGAGCUCAGGAAGUUAGCACUUCGUAUGUUGAGCCAAGGAGUGUGCUCUUCUCCAUGUGAGCAAAAUUGGAGUAGUUGGAACUUGAUCCAAACCAAACGACGCAAUCACUUGCUUCUAGAGAACUUGAAGAAGUUGGUUUAUGUACACAGUAACACCAGAGUGGUGGAUCAUAUUAAAAGUGAAGGAAUGAAGUUCCUAGAGAUCAAUUUCGACACAAUUGCAAUCGAACCACAAUGGAUGAGGAUUGUAGAGAUGCAAGCUAGGCUUGAAUCUCUUGGUAUAGAAGAUUUAGCCGAUGAAGAUCUUCCAAAUGAAGAUAUGAUUGUUGAGGAAGAUGCCGGAGAUGUCGAGGGACUUGCCGAAGAUGUUAAAGAAGAUGAGUAG